UGCCAGUCAAACGCGCAACUCAUCGUGAAUCUAGUCAAGAAUCUACCUUCUCAAGAAUUUUUUCAACCUCCCAAAAUCGAGAAAACAAACAACCACAAGCCUAAGCGCAAGGCACUAUUUAACACACGUCACACAGACUUCGCUUCGUAACUCGGCUCUGCCUUCCCCAGGCUUCUCGGCUCACCCAACAGCAGUGCCUGUGGCGGGUCUUGGCUAGACUUGAUCGCCAACCCAUAAAUCAAGCAUUAUCAAGCCUCGUCUAACAUCGAGGCUCAACAUGGCGCCACAUAGCCACCAUCACAGCAGCGCUGACGACCAUGGCCACGAUCACGGCCAUGCGCAAUCCAAAGGGUUGAGCAAAUCGACGCGCUUGAUGAUAAUUAUUGGCAUCUCUUUCUCUUUCUUCAUCGCAGAAAUAUCAGUUGGCUUUUACACACAUUCAUUGGCUCUGGUAGCUGAUGCAUUUCAUUAUAUGAAUGACUUAGUAGGAUUUAUUGUAGCUCUGGUAGCUGUUAGGAUCUCAAUGAAAGAGAAGACACCAAAAGGGCUGUCAUUCGGAUGGCAGCGUGCGCAGUUACUGGGAGCAUUCUUCAACGGAGUCUUUCUCUUGGCGCUUGGUGUCAGUAUCUUCUUACAAUCUAUCGAAAGAUUUGUGUCACUUGAAAGAGUAGAGAAUCCCAUGCUGGUUCUUAUCAUGGGAUGCGUUGGUCUCACAUUGAACAUUAUCAGCGCCAUAUUCCUCCACGAGCAUGACCAUGGUCCCUCCUCUCUUCCAAACAUGGAAGAGACAGAGAGUACCAACAUCGAACUCACGGAUUCAUGCAACUCCCAUAAAGAUCACAGACAUAAGGUCGACUCGAGUAAAGCCGGCCAUGGUCACGACCUUGGCAUGAUGGGUGUCCUCGUCCAUGUGAUUGGGGAUGCGCUCAAUAAUAUUGGGGUCAUAAUAGCUGCUGCUGUUAUCUGGCAGGCCAGAUAUGAGGGCAGGUUCUAUGCUGAUCCUGGUGUGAGCCUUGGUAUUGCGAUUAUGAUUUUCGCCAGCGCAAUUCCGUUGGUCAAAAACAGCGGCUCAAUUCUGCUCGAAUCUGUCCCACUCGGCGUAAAUCCAGAUGACAUCCAACACGACCUGGAGAAGGUGUCUAAUGUCCUCUCUAUCCACGAACUCCACGUCUGGAGACUCUCGCAGCACAAGGCUCUCGCCUCCGCUCACGUUUUGACAUCCGACAACUCGCUGAGCAAUUUCAUGGUGCAGGCCAUGCGCAUCAACGAGUGUCUCCAUGCAUAUGGCAUCCAUUCGACGACUUUACAGCCCGAAUUAGUAAGCGAGCAAGAAAUUGAAGGAAGAAAGAGCGGUGUUAGUGGAAAGCGAGAAGAUGAGAUCGAAGUAGUUGUGGAUAACGGGAAAGCUUUCGAGGUGGGUGAGUCGACUGCAACGAGAGAAUCGAGCAGCGCGGCGGAUGUAAGGAAGAGAGUUCUGAGUCAGGUGAAUCUGGUCAAAUGUCGGAUUGCUUGCGGGACUGUGUGUGAAGGAUUUACCUGUUGUGCGAAAUAGAGCCAAUUAAGCUGAAAUUCGUGAAGAACUAGAUUAGGAGUCGUCUACCUAAGCUCGCUCUCUUUGAAAAAGAAUAGUUCGCUCGACACGGCGGGCGAAUCCAAGAUGAAGCGGAUGAGGUAAAAAUAAC
Molecule: messenger RNA, 1682 nt
Organism: Cadophora gregata
Lineage: Eukaryota; Fungi; Ascomycota; Leotiomycetes; Helotiales; Ploettnerulaceae
Exons: 12
Coding region: 278-1552 (424 amino acids)
Biological process (GO): intracellular zinc ion homeostasis; zinc ion transmembrane transport
Cellular component (GO): membrane
Molecular function (GO): zinc ion transmembrane transporter activity
Source: RefSeq, a predicted model, not a curated record